CGGUGAGACGCGGAAAAGAAAGAUGGCGGCGCCGAGCCUCCCCACGCCGUUGUACGGACACGUGGGUCGCGGAGCCUUCAGCGACGUGUACGAGCCCGCGGAGGACACGUUCCUGCUCCUGGACGCGCUGGAGGCGGCAGCGGCGGAGCUAGCAGGAGUGGAAAUAUGCCUUGAAGUAGGAGCAGGGUCUGGUGUGGUGUCUGCAUUCCUCGCCUCCAUGAUAGGUCCUCAGGCCUUGUACAUGUGCACUGAUAUCAACCCUGAGGCAGCCGCAUGUACGUUGGAGACAGCACGCUGUAACAGAGUCCACAUUCAGCCAGUAAUUACAGAUUUGGUCCAAGGCUUGCUGCCCAGAUUAAAGGGGAGAGUGGAUCUGCUGGUGUUCAACCCCCCCUAUGUAGUGACUCCGCCCGAAGAGGUAGGAAGUCAUGGAAUAGAAGCAGCUUGGGCCGGCGGCAGGAAUGGCCGGGAAGUCAUGGACAAGCUCUUCCCGCUGGCUUCAGAACUCCUCUCCCCAAGAGGGCUGUUCUUCUUAGUGACCAUCAAAGAAAACCAUCCAGAAGAAAUUUUUAAAAUACUGAAGACAAAAGGUCUGCAAGGGACGACAGCACUUCGCAGGCAAGCAGGCCAAGAAAUCCUGUCAGUCCUCAGGUUCAGCAAGUCUUGAAAGCCACUGAAGUAAUAAGCAAGAGCUGCUGGAAGCUGGACACAACUCAGUAGGCUUGAGAGUGAUGCCAUUCCCUGCCCAAAAAAUUUAUCAGAUAUUUUCAUAAGGAAAAAGUGGGACUGGGUAGUAGUGGCACACACCUUUAAUCACAGCAUUCAGGAGGCAGAGACAGGAGAUCUCCGUGAGUUCAAGGUCAGCCUGGUCUACAGUCUAGUUUCAGGACAACCAGGGCUACGUAAAGAAACCCUGUCUUGAAAAAUUAAACAGAAAAAAAAAAAAAAAAAAGAAGAAAAGAAAAGAAAAGAAAAAAAGAGAAAAAAAAGGCGGGACUGGAUAGACAUCUUAAGAGGUUAAGAUACGGGCUGCUAAUACAAAGGAUGGGGGCUCAGUUUUCAGUACACACAGGGUAGUUCACAGCACCCAUAACUCCAGUUUCAAGGGAUCCUGCCUUUUUCUGACCUCUAAGAGUACCAGGCACACCCAUGGUAUACAUACAAAAUGUAGCAAAAUACCCAUAGGUAAAAACAAAAUAACUAAACCAAAAAAAAAGAAGGAUGCAAAGCUGGGGCAUUUUGUUUUCAGAGAAUCAAGCAUAUGAGUAUUUCUGUACAUAUGCAGGUAAAUGUACAGUAUUUAUAACUUAUUUUAUAUAUUUACAUAUGAAAAUAUUUGAUUUAGCAUUAGCUAUAAUAGCAAAGCAGGAUGAUUGCCCUAAAUGUCCAUCAGAAAGGACACCGGUUAAAGUAAAUCUCAGUUUAUCCAUACCACUGAACAUAUAGCCAUGAAACAUGGCCCUGAACCAGAGGAUCCAUGGCAACUAGCUACAACUGAGUACAGAAAAGCUGCAGAUGAAUUUUAUUCCAUACAUGCUACUUUAAAAAGCCACCCAAAGUAUUGAUGUGUGUACAUAGCAGAGUUCUGGGAAAUAAACUGCAGGAAUAAAAGAACUUGACUCCUUUGUGGUGGCAUUUGUUUUACACAAAUGGUAAUAUUAAAGAAUGACAGUGGAUUAUCAUAAUCAACCUGAUAAAGAAUCUUAAAUGCA
Psammomys obesus (fat sand rat) is the source of this 1712-nucleotide messenger RNA. It is a transcript of the gene Hemk2, whose product is annotated as N-6 adenine-specific DNA methyltransferase 1. The transcript is spliced from 6 exons. Gene Ontology annotation, molecular function: S-adenosylmethionine-dependent methyltransferase activity; protein methyltransferase activity; nucleic acid binding. Gene Ontology annotation, cellular component: eRF1 methyltransferase complex. NCBI's taxonomy places the organism in Eukaryota, Metazoa, Chordata, Mammalia, Rodentia, Muridae. Gene Ontology annotation, biological process: methylation. The record is from RefSeq and is a predicted model, not a curated record. Bases 23 to 667 code for a protein of 214 amino acids.